CGCCGCCGGAUGCGAGGCAUGCCGGGAGCCCGCACUUCCUCCUCAGGGGCCUCUAGAAAACCACAGGGCCCCGGGCCAAGGCAGCCGCCCCCAGGGAGCCGGCAGGAUGGCGGAGGGCAAGGCGGGCGGCGCAGCCGGCCUCUUUGCCAAGCAGGUGCAGAAGAAGUUCAGCAGGGCCCAGGAGAAGGUACUGCAGAAAUUGGGAAAAACUGUAGAAACCAAAGAUGAGCGAUUUGAACAAAGUGCCAGCAACUUCUACCAACAACAGACAGAAGGCUACAAGCUAUACAGGGACCUGAAGAACUUCCUUAGUGCAGUCAAAGUGAUGCACGAAAGUUCAAAGAGAGUGUCAGAAACCCUACAAGAGAUCUACAGCAGCGAGUGGGAUGGUCACGAGGAGCUGAAGGCCAUCGUAGGGAAUAAUGACCUCCUUUGGGAAGACUAUGAAGAGAAACUGGUUGACCAGGCUGUGAGAACCAUGGAAAACUAUGUAGCCCAGUUCAGCGAGAUUAAGGAGAGGAUCGCCAAGCGGCGUCGGAAACUCGUGGACUAUGACAGUGCUCGACACCACCUAGAGGCCGUGCAGAAUGCCAAGAAGAAAGAUGAGGCCAAGAUUGUCAAGGCAGAGGAAGAGUUCAACAAAGCCCAGAUUGUGUUUGAAGAUCUGAACCAGGAACUACUGGAGGAGCUGCCUGUUCUUUAUAAUAGUCGUAUUGGCUGUUAUGUGACCAUCUUCCAAAACAUUUCCAACUUGAGGGAUGUCUUCUACAGGGAAAUGAGCAAGCUGAAUAACAAUCUCUACGAGGUGAUGAGCAAACUGGAGAAGCAACAUUCCGACAAAGUCUUUGUGGUGAAGGGACUAUCAAGCAGCAGCAGGCGCUCUUUAGUCAUUUCUUCCCCAGUCCGAACAUCUACAGUCUCCAGCUCUCUUAGCUCACCUACCAGUCCUUCUGCACUGUCCUUGAAGGAUGAGAAUGAAUCUGCCUCGGCAACUGAAGAAGACCUGGCACCUGAUGCAGCCCAGAGAGAAGACAAUUCUGAGAUCAAAGAAGAGCAAGAAGAGUCCUUAGAAGAUGAGGAAACAGAAGAGGAAGAGUCUGAAACAAGUUCUUCUGAGGAGGAAGAGUCUCUACCAGCCUGCAAUGGCCCAACCCAGGCCCAGCCCUCUCCCUCCAUUGAGGGUGAUAAACCCCAGAAGGGAGUUCUCCCUUGCUCUGCAGCAACAUCACCAGGCAGAGCCCUGAUUCCUUCGGAAUCAGAGGAGCCCUCAUCUGCCCCAGAAGUAGUCCUCCGAACCCGUACCUCAAGUGAAGGAUCUGAACAACCAAAGAAGAGAGCCUCUAUCCAGAGGACCUCAGCACCACCUACUAGGCCUCCUCCACCCAGAGCCACUCCGAGCCCCAGGCCAUCCUCGGGGAACAUACCCUCCAGCCCUCCAGCCGCUGGAGGGGGUUCUCCCACCAGCCCCAGGGCCUUCUUGGGUACUGGGACUCCAAGUCCUAGAGCCUCCUUAGAGGCCUCUUCUAAUCCAGAACCACCAGAGAAGCCAAUAAGAACUCCUGAGGCCAAAGAAAAGGAAAACACCCAUAAUCCAAACCCAGAAGAACUUUGUACUUCCCCCACCAUGAUGACUCCUCAGGUUUUUUCAGAGCCUGAAACAGCAAGGAAGAUGGAAGACAAGGAAGAGAACAAUAAGCUUAUUUCAGCUGAAUCCCCUGAGGUAUCUACAAGUCAAAAUGCACAACUCUGAAGAGAAAUUGCCAAGCCUCUCCCAUACACAUGCCUCUCCAGAGAAGCUCCUCAGCUAGAGGGUAUAGGUCAGAGGGAUAUAAGAGCCAGCAUUCAUUACUAGAUUCUCAGACAGUAUGAAUGCUGGUGGUCUCUAAAACCUGGCAUUAUUGAAAGCUGAGGAACAGCUUAUGGGAGGGAAGGAGGCAAGCAGUCUUGAGAGAAGAGAAUGUUAGACUCAGGGAAUACUUAAUUCAGGUUUUAGCAUUUUUAGAAGAAUAAGACUCUAUGUAUCAAUUAAAAUGGGGCUAUAAUGCAAAAGUAUCUAUAGACAAACAUUUUUCCACACAGAGACACAUAACCACACAUACUCAGAGAAUAGUGAACAAAUCUGUCUUUGACUUACCACUCAUUUUGCAAGACUUAAAGCCAAAAGAAUAAAUUUUCAGACUGUUAAAUUAA
This is a messenger RNA of Microcebus murinus (gray mouse lemur), 2190 nucleotides long. RefSeq names its product bridging integrator 2 (gene BIN2). The record is from RefSeq and is a predicted model, not a curated record. Gene Ontology annotation, molecular function: phospholipid binding; protein binding. Gene Ontology annotation, biological process: plasma membrane tubulation; podosome assembly; phagocytosis, engulfment. Gene Ontology annotation, cellular component: podosome; cytoplasm; plasma membrane. NCBI's taxonomy places the organism in Eukaryota, Metazoa, Chordata, Mammalia, Primates, Cheirogaleidae.